AUAUAAUAACCGUAAUUCCAGAGGAAGCAAAACUACUUCGAGAAGAUAAUAAUUUUGCAACAGCAAAAUUGCAAGAAGCGAUGGAAAUGCAACAUGACUCCAGCGAUAUAUCUGCAAUAGCAGAAAAUGAUGAAAAUAUACCACAAACGCAAGAUAUUGGAGCUACUGCACGAAUUGCUUGGUACAAAACCGUUUAUGUCACCAGUAGCAACUACGUCCUCAACUGGUAAAAGGACUGCUUCUGAGUCAUGUUUCGAUCUAACCGAUGAUGACGUUAAAAAAGAACCACAAAAUAAAAAAAAGCAACGAACAUAUUCUGCAGAACAUUUAUUAACGGAAUUGAAGGAAAAUAGAGAUCUGACAGAAGUUGCUACCGAAAGAAGACAUCGAGAAAACAUGGACAUGCGAGAAAGACUUUUGAAAUCAUUUGAAGAUAUGGUUAAGGCUUUGACGAACAAAUAAGUGUCUUUGUUUCUUUUACUUUUUGUCUAAUUACUAUAAUAAUAUAAGUCAAUAUUUCUUUACAUAUAUAUUUCAUAUUACACAACUGAUUAAUGUUUUUAGUUAAAUGCAACGUGAUAUAUAAUGUGAUAUAUUUUUAGUUUAAUGUAACGUGAUAUGAAAUAUAUGU
Molecule: messenger RNA, 631 nt
Organism: Wasmannia auropunctata (little fire ant)
Lineage: Eukaryota; Metazoa; Arthropoda; Insecta; Hymenoptera; Formicidae
Exons: 5
Coding region: 127-462 (111 amino acids)
Source: RefSeq, a predicted model, not a curated record